Molecule: messenger RNA, 660 nt
Organism: Emiliania huxleyi CCMP1516
Lineage: Eukaryota; Haptophyta; Isochrysidales; Noelaerhabdaceae
Exons: 1
Coding region: 1-660 (219 amino acids)
Source: RefSeq, a predicted model, not a curated record
AUGCCGCGACGCAGCAAUGGCCGCCCCCGCUGGCGAGCAAUCUCGUCAGCUGAUGUUGCAUCGCGCUCCGAGGCCCAGGCGCCGGUGCGUAUAGUCAAGCUGCAGAACCUCGACAACGAUGUGCUCGUCGUUAUCCAGCGCACCCUUUUCGCCCAAGCGCUUUCGGCGGAUGGCGUGCGUCUCGGCUCGCUUGCCGCGUCGUGCCGGUCAUUGCACGCUGCCCUGGCGCCCGAGCUGCGGCUUCAACGCAAGCACGCAGAGGCCGCGCUGCUUGCGCACUGCCAAAUUACCGCCGAGGAGCUCGACAAGGGAGGCUGUCUGCUCGACCUCUCUGGCUGGUUCGAGAGGUCAGGCGUGCUGAAGACGAUGCUCGGCAGCAUGCUCGCGCAUUGGCGGAGCGGGCAAACCUACUUCAUCACGGCGGCUCAUCGAUAUCACGGCGAGGUAGGCUCGACACGUGUCAGCAGCACGAUCCAGAUCAGUGUGGCGUGGCGUGUGGCGGAGAUCUACCACGCAAAUAUAUCCGCGACUGCCGCGUGCCUGCAAGUCCGCGGAAGCUUCACGGAGCUCUUGAGUCUGCAGUCGGAGCUUUGGCACCACUACACGCCGCCGUACUACGUAGUGACCCAGGGCGGCUCCACUGUGCGAAUGAUGCUCUGA